ACGCUUCUACGUGAGCGCUGCACGCUGCCAGUGACCAAAACCUGCCAGUGAGGAAAGUCAGCGUGCCACCUAGGAAGUCAGCAGACCCAACCCCCACCCCUGAACACAUGUUCAGCAUCCUCUGGGCAGCACGGAGACACAGCUGAGAGUCACAGAGAGAGGGAGGGAGAGAGCAGUGAAGGGGAAACAUGGGUGAGCGUCAGAGAAAGACAGAAAUAGAGCGAUAAAGCAGUGAAUUGGGCAGAGAGAGAGAGGAAGAGGAAGAGGAAGAGGAGGAGGAGGCGGAGGAGGAGGAGGAAUAGAGCCAGUGUUUCACCGAGGCGAGGCGGCGAUGCUUCGUGCAGACGAGGUCGUGUUCUCGUAGAAGAAAGCUGGCGUCGUGUGUGGAUGUGAGAAGCUCGUGGAUUUGCUCCCAUCGGAGUCUCUGUGGAAUUCAUUGCGUCCGGAUCCUGAGCAGCUGCAGACAGAGGAUGCGACUGCGGCUGGAUGCUUGGAUCCAUGCGGGCCUGUGACGUCUGCGCCCCCCCUCUGUCUUCCUCCCCCUGUGAGAAUGGCUCCGGCAGCACUGACCCAGAUCUUGGUUGCUCUGUGAACGUGAAUAUGCUCUUCUCCUGCCUCUGCCCACAUCUGUCUCCGUGGAUACGCACAGCCACUGGCACGCGACGCUGCAGAGACUGAUCCAUAAUAAUAAUCCCCAGCUGGAGAGCAAACAACAUCUGGGCGUGGAGAGAAGGGAGAGGGACAAGUCUCAGCAGGGUUGGCAGCAGAUGGUGACACUGCAGCAGCACUUCUCCAGCAUGGAGGAGACGGUGCGAACACUUCUUCAGAACCAGGACUCACUGGAGGGCCCCAAGGUGGACCCACUGGACCUUAUGAAAGCAUACAAGGACAAACUCCUGGAGGAAAUGUGGAAGCAGCAGGACAGUUUAGAGGGUCCUACAGCCACAGCAGCAGAAAUGCCCACCUCGCCUGAGGCCAGCGGAGGAUCUGAGGAAAAUUCAAAGGACAGCAAUCCCCUGCUAGAGCGACUCAGAGCCCUUGAGGCGGAGAACUCGGCUCUGUCGAUUGAAAAUGACAAUCAGAGGAAGCAGUAUGAACGCUGUCUGGAUGAGGUGGCUAACCAGGUGGUUCAGGCCCUCCUCACACAGAAGGACUUGAAAGAAGAAUGUGUGAAGCUGCGGACCCGUGUGUUUGACCUGGAGCAGCAGAACCGCAUACUGAGUGUGCUGUUUCAACAACGUGUCAAAAUGUCCACGGUUCCUGUCUCCCAGGAGGUCCAAAGAAAUGGAAAAGCUGGUAUUCCUGCAGGAAGGUGGCCUAGCCUGCUGAGCCUCACAUGCCCACGCAGCAGCGGUAGUGGCAGUGGAAGUGAAUUGUCAUUAUCCAGUGCUUGUAGUGAGCACUCCAGUGGCUCCCACACUUGGGCAGAAGGACGCGGCUUCUCAAAGCAGUGUGCCACAAGCCGGGACAAAAGGAUGAGUACAGGUUCAGUAUCCAGCAAUCAUUCAGCACCCUUGGAGCCGACAGAGCUGGGAUGGAAGGAAGGCCACAUUCUGAAAGGCCUAAAGCGUCUCCAAAUGUCCAGCUCCAAAGAGGCUUCCUCAAAUGCAUCUGUACCACACUGCAAAGACUGUAUGACCUCUAAUGAAGGCAUAUACUCACUUGGUGUAAAGUGUGGCCUGCAAGGGGCUACAGCUAAACAAGUAGCUCCUUCGAGUAAAUCUUUCAAGGCUGAAGAAAGGAUUGCUGUUCCUGACUCUGACGAUGCAGAUGAUGAAUCAUCUAAAUUACAAAGUAGGGACUCCAGUGAGCAACCAACACAGGAACUUCUGUGCUUAGAGAAACCGGAUGUCACAAGAGAUGAUGAUGGCAAUUUGCUAGAAGACUCAGCAAAACUUAAUGGAAAUUCUGGUCAUUUUCCCUCACCAGUGACAGACAACUUCUCAUUUUUGGGGGGGCCCACAAUAAAACCUGGUUUAAGCCCAACAGAUAGCCUAAGAGAUGACAAGAAUAAAGAUUCACUAGAAAAACGCAAAGCAUCAGACAUGAAAUCCAGUGACAGAAACAAUAACCAAGAAAAGUCUACUGACCGUAAAUCCAGACUUGAUCACGUCAAAAGACAACAGGGCAGACCUGCUAUCAAGCAAAUGGAAGGAGGAACAAGUGAUGUGAGCUCAUCUAUACCACAUACUGCAACCAGAGCUCUUAGCUGUGUGAAUGACGCCAGACAGCGCAGCUCCUCAGUGGAGGUUGAUCAUUGCAGAGACAAGGCAAGUCAAGUAGGCAGUGAGACCCAGGAUAUCUCAAUCUCAGAAUCUCCACAAAGGAAACUGAAACCUCAGCCAUGGGAUUCAGCAAGAAAGGCUUUUAUUCUGAGGAGCAAGAGUGCGGAUGGAGGACCAGAGCAAGCUAAGCACACACAUUCACCCCUCCACCAAAAACUUAUAAAGGGUCACAGGUCCAAAGGACAGCCAAAUCCUGGUGGGCAUAGUGUUCCUGGUAAAAGAACAAAUCUCAGUAAAACACAAGGAUCAAGCAAAGGUGCAUUAUCUAAAGUUGAGAACAAUGAGGAUAUUGUCGUAUCAACAAGUUCCAAGUCGCUUGAAAGUGUACAGCAGUUCUCUCCCCUUGCUUCCCCUGUGAAAUAUUCAAAGACAUUUAAGCCUCCAGGAAUCAAUGAAAUCUCUGAAAACCCAACAAAAUUGUCCUUGCAAGCCACAAGAACUCAAUCAAGCAACAACUGUGUGGAAGAGAACAUAUAUGAUAACUUACCCUGCUCCCCACGAAAACAACGACGCCAAGACCAGCACUGUGAUGUUUCCCUUUCAGAAUAUAGGUCCCAACCCCCUCCUUUACCCCCAGGUCGAACCACCUCUCUUCUUCUUAGACCCACUUGCGACUCUUUACCCGAAGCUCAUAAAUCUGUAGGUCAGUGCUCUACUACUGGGAAGACGACGUCAAGCAACACCAAGCCAAAAUCAUAUCAGCUUUGUUCUGCUUCACAGCCUCAACAAUCCAGUACAACAAAAGACAAUCAACAAACAGCCCCACAAAUUGGUGCUGAAGGUAUCCCUGCUAAGCUCUACCAUACCCAUUCAUCCAAGACAACACCUGUCCCAGUUGAAGAAUCUCAAACUUCAGAGUCAAGACAGUUUUCAAUGGACAGAGCUGCCCCACGCUAUGAUGAAAAUAGUGCACCCUCAAUCAUGCCAAAUCAGAGCAUCUUACAAAGAUCCCAACAGAGCAUUAGUGAGCCAAAACUUUCAGAAGUCUUGCCUCAGGUAUAUUCUAAUGUUUACUACCAUGGGAUUUCCAAUAAUUCUCACAGUUCCACUUCAAGAGCUGUUAAAAUGGCUCUCCCUGUAAAUGCUAAAUCUAAUGAGGCAAUCGCAGGACAGGAGACCAGUACCUUCCUCAUAUUCGGAAGACAGAACAAAGAUGAUACAAACUCGAUUACAAAAAGUGUCCAGACAUUUCAGACUUUUAUGUGUGAUCCCCAGAUGAAACAUGACUGUGGUGCUCAUGACAGAGCCCGCAGAAAGAUUGAAACCCGCUGUAACUCACUGGACUCGGAGCCCUGCGCUCAACCUGUUGCCUCAGACAGUGGUGUGAUGUUAGACUGGGGUUUUGAUGAAGAAGGGUGGCUCUUUAAACGGUCAGUGUCAGUGUCAACCAGACCUCUCCUUAAGCCAGUAAUGGGCAUGAAUGGGGCCAAGGCCCGUAGCCAGAGUUUUGGUGCACGCUACAUGGAUAGGCCAAGCUUCAACAGAUCUGGAAAGGUCCGGACACAGAUCAAAACACACUCAGGGAGCUCCUUAAAUUCUCUUGGUGAUGUCCUUCCAGGAAGUAUGAGUUGCUCUAACAGCUACCAUUGUCCAAUGAAUCGAUCCCUUUUGAACAACUUCUUGAUUGAAGAGGGUUUGACGGUUCCCUCAUAUUUGGGGUCCUCCAGUGAAAGACUCCAAAGCCUUAAACUCCAGCGAGAGCAGGCAAGGCGCAUUCAGAUUGAGCAACAGUUUUCAAGUGCUUUUGGUGAGCCAGUCUCUGAGGAACCAGAAAGACAAAGUUCAAUAACCACAAUCGAAGAGAAGGUGAUGCUCGGCAUAGAGGAGAACUUGCACAAGUGUCAAGAACAGGAGCGAACCAUAGAAGUGAAACAAAAAUCUGGUUCAACUCUGGCAAAUUGGUUUGGUUUUCGUAAAAGUAAGCUUCCUGCACCAAGCAGCAAAAAGACUGAUCCACCAAAAGUAAAAGAAGACAAGAGGGAGCAAAAGAUUACAUCACUUCUCGGAGGAAAGCAGGCAAAGUCCGACAAAAAGAGAGACCGAAGAAAAAGUGAUGGGAAAGACAGCUCCGUGGGUAGAAGAGAGUCUCACGAUGCAGUGAGAGCAUGCAUAUCGAUGCCCUGCCCAGGAAUGUCCCUGAAUGAGAUACAAGGACAUGCUGACAUCACUGGGGACCCAAAGAUUAUGAGCGGGAGAGCUGAUAGUGAAAAUGGAUCUACUGUGAAGACCCCCAACCAGGCUGCAGUAAUAGGCUCCGGCUGCAAGAUGCGAACGUUGGACAGUGGGAUUGGGACCAUCCCUCUUCCUGAAUCCUGUUCCUUCUUCUCCUCCAUCCUGCACCUCCUCCCCAAAUCCUCAUCAACCCCAGAACAGUCCCUCAGUCCCCCUAGUGCCCCCGGUUCCUCCAGCGAGGACAUGUCUCCCUCCCCAUUACCCCGGUGGAGAAUACCCUCCAGCUUUAAGGACAGCAGCCAUGCAGGGGUGCUAAACUCCCUGUCUGACUCCUCCAUGACCCGUAUCCAGUCAGUGCCUUUCCCCACUGUGGCCUUCCUGCAGCCCAUCCAACCCCAGUGUGAACCUAUUGUGACCUCUACCAGUGUGUGUGAUCCCCAGAGCAGGCUCCCCAGACCACCGCAAGGUGGAAUGGAACCAAAGAAGUUAACCUAUAUCAAAUCGAACCCACGAGCCACCCCGAGCCAACAGACAGAGCAGACGAGACUUCAGCUUGCCAACUAGUUCCUGAGGCUGAAGGAGUCAAACUAGAAAUGGGGAGUCGAAUUAUCACUUGGAUUUAUCACUUUAACUCACAUGGAGGAUCCUUAAAUCCCACAGUCUGGACACUGUGUCUGUGUAUGAGGAUGAAACGCUCACAACUUGGCACUGCAGGCUUCCACAUGUGCUUGGUGUUGAGUUGAGAUCCUCAGCAGCUUUUUUGGCUGAUUCAGCUUCUAAACGAUCAGCUCUACUGAAUCACUAGUUACAUUGACAUGGUUCAUUUUCUUUUCCUCUGACAACAUGCAAUUUUACACACAUGAUACAAUCACAUUUUAACUGCAAUGCUAGGUUAGUUUCUAUGUCUCUAUCAUAGCUGCCUGAUGUAUCAAUACCAACUUAUAAAUACAUCUGAGUUGCACAUAAGCUGAUGUAAGUGGCUGUGCACGUUAACUGACCUACAAGAAGUGAAGCUGUACAUGUGCAGGUCUGAUCAGAAAAUCAACUUUGCAUAACCCUGACUUACUAAAUGCAUCUACUGCAGCACACAACUGUCAUUGUUAAAAACGUAUAUUCUCAUGUUAAAACGUGUUCUCAUACUGUGUGACAGUGUGCAACUGGCACAGCAAUGCUGUUGCAACCCUGUCACCUACAAAUUACAUAUUUAUAACUUACUUUGUCUGGCUAAUUUGGAGAAAUUAUAAUAGUGCUUGAAUUGUGUAUUUGUUUUUACCAAAUGUUUCCCAACAGUGUAAAGUCCAAUGAAGACUUUUUUAACAAGAAACUUAAUUAACCAAUUACAGACAACAUGGAUUUGAAGCUUUGUCCUUGGAAACUGUGGGACUGUCAUUACUAGACUGUCCAUUUAUCUGUAUUAGACACACACACACACACACACACACACACAUCCCUGAAGCUGGGUUUCAGCAAACUCUUUCAUUAUUUAGUAAACUGGUGGUCAAAGCUGCGUCUAUUGAGUUUGGCCUCAGGAGGCCAGUAACUCUACAAAAAGACACACAUGUUGCCCCGACAUACUAUAUGGCCUUAUAAAGCUGUGUCAGCAAACAAUUCUCCACCUUCAUAUCCAGCAGUCACAGAGGAACAGUAGCUUCUCAUUGAUAUGUGUCAUUGAUUCUGACACAGUCCAAUGUUCUCUCUGUUUUGGUCUCCAGAUGUUAAGAAACAGUGUCAGCUCUUUGACCUGCUGGAUGGACGACUGCAUCAACCAGCUGCUUGUAACUUUGUCCUUUGGUACAAGCAGUUGGGUUUUUGUUAAUUUGCUGUUUGGACAACUAGUCAGAAGAUGCUCAACCACUGUUUAAAAGUGGUUGUUACAUCACAGUGUCACUUGACUACAUUUGAUUACUAAAAACCUUUGUUUAAUGCAGGUUUACAUAAUAGUUUACAAGCACAGGCAGUUUGCUACCAGACCUCUCUAAUGGCGCCGGCUGUGGAGACUAGUGACUCCACUAAAACCCUGCAGGUUAUGUAGCUCAUUCAUUUACAGUUUUCAGCCACAUGUGAAGUUCUACACUAGAAUAAGCAUGUCACUGAUAUGUUUUGGAGCAAAGCAGCAGAUGGAAACUUUUAAUGUCAAGAUUACAAACUAUGCUUUCCUGAAAAUAUCCGGAGCUAUCUUAUGUACAGCACUUACUACUGAUUUCCAUUCAGGAGUUCUACACCUGGCUGCGUAUUGUGACUCCUUUAAGUCUGCACUAACUUGUUGGAAGCUUUUUUUAUUGUUACAUUGUUAAUAUCAACUUGCAUGCAACCACCCUCUGGAUUACUCAAACCUUCAAAUGCAUCAUAUGAAUCUGAUGCCCAUCAUCAUAUCCAUCAGAGUUUCUUCACAAGAGGUGGAAAAAACUGACGUGUUAAAUGUGAUGUGCACUGUUAAAUAUUUAUGUAAUAAGACACAGUAUCAUCUGUUGUGAGACUGGCUUUCACACCUGCACCUUGAUAUUUUGAAAACAUCUCCUCUUAAAAUGAAACUCUUCCUAUGUGCACUGCAUUCAGCUUUUUUUCCUCACAUUUUUCCACAGUUAUGACAUCAAGACCGACCAGUUCGUUUUGCAUGUAACCUUAGCUUUAAAGCACCUAGUAGGCACAUAGUGGACGCUGUUGUGCUCGCUCAGGGAAAAAACAAACAACGAGUGUCUAUGAUAGAUGCUGUGGAUUAACACAUACAACCAUUUCACUGCAACCAUCAGAUUUCACUGUAAUGGUUGAAGAUAUUUACCUGUCCUCUUGUCUGUUUUUGUCUGUACACUGACCUGUUACAUAUCGCACCUUGGUCGCUCAGUUUUCUCUCUCUUAUGUAUGCUGUGCCCUCUAUAGUAAUGUUUUCGGUGUCAUGAAUGCAUCUCAACAUAUUUGACAGUCAUAGCUACUUUACGAUGUUUCCCCCUCACACCUUUGUCAGCUCCCAACCUUUCAUGUGUAGAUAUUUGUGAAAAUGCAUAUUGCCAAACACUGCUCUGAGCUAAUCACGUAUACAGAAAAUGAAUGCAACUAAAUCUACAUAUCAGACUUAUCAUGGUGAUUAUAGCCAUAUUCUUCAACACACUAGAGACAGUUUACAUGUGAUGUAGAACUAUAAAGCACUGUAACAUUGCACAAUGCCAUUAGUCAUGUCAUCUUACUGUAUUUACCUCUUCUUUAAACUGCUUCAUGUAUAUGUGAGGUAAUAUUUGUAAAAUAGCAGUAGUGUUGAUGCCAAUAGAAGCACACAGGCCUAUUAAAUGAAAUAUGUAGCGUGCACAGGUGAUACAAGGUUUAAUGGAUCAGGGAACAGAUUGGCUGCACCGAUACGGGUAGAUGGAGCAUGAUGUCUGUGUUUUCAAAGUGGCUCAUAUAAUGAAGAGCAUUACUCUCAAAAGAGUAUUGUAUUUUUCUACAUGUACUCUAAUGCCCUGUAUUUGUACUCAGCACUGAAGAGUGUAAUUUAACCAUUUAGUGCACAUGAUGUUACUCACUCUAACAGUAAUCCUCCCUCUAAAUGUUUUUUUCAGUACCCUAUAUGAUGUUCCUGUGUGACGGUCACCUUAGCAGUAUGAAUUGAGAACUGUAUAUUACUGAUAUUCUUUGUUUUAUGUCAAAAAAGAAAGAAAAAUAAACCAUUUCAAUACUUACAAUA
Messenger RNA from Hippoglossus stenolepis (Pacific halibut), 8133 nucleotides. RefSeq names its product nck-associated protein 5. Gene Ontology annotation, biological process: microtubule bundle formation; microtubule depolymerization. Gene Ontology annotation, cellular component: microtubule plus-end. The coding region runs from base 768 to 5021 and encodes 1417 amino acids. The record is from RefSeq and is a predicted model, not a curated record. The transcript is spliced from 14 exons. Lineage: Eukaryota; Metazoa; Chordata; Actinopteri; Pleuronectiformes; Pleuronectidae.